UGUUUGGAACUCAUGGCUGAACCAGAUAUAUAUAUAUAUAUAGAUAUAUAUAUAUAUAUAUAUCCUUUUUUUUGCCAACAAUGUAUAUUGAGCAGUUAGCUAUCCAGCUAGCUAAGUAUAUUUUAAAUUAGUCUGCAGUCGCUGAUCCAGUUGCACGGUGCUGUUCUGUGAUGGGUGACCGGGCGCUACCUGCAUGGAUGUCAAAAGAAUUUAGCCAGGAAGAUGUGGAACCCCAGCAGUCAUGUUGUAUGUACAAAAAGAAUAUACUAGAAGCUGAUCUUCCUCACCUAGAGUUUACUGGCACUGUCAUAUACAGCCAGGAGAAAAAUGAUUGCUCGUUUUUAUCAGAGGAUUUAAGGUCCAGUCUUGCACCUGGCUCAGCCGUGGGGUUUGAUUUAGAAUGGCCUCCGAGUUUCACUAAGGGGAAGUCUAAGAAGGUUGCUUUGGUCCAGCUUUGUGCAACAGAGGAGAAAUGUUACCUCUUUCACAUCUCCUCAAUGUCAGGAUUCCCUCCUGGCCUUAAGAUGCUCCUAGAAGAUGAGAACAUCAGAAAGGUUGGGGUGGGCAUUGAAGGAGACAAGUGGAAGCUACUGUCUGAUUAUGACGUUAAGAUGAAGAGUUUUGUAGAGCUCUCUGAUUUGGCAAAUGAUAAAUUAAAGUGUAUGGAGAAAUGGAGUUUGGAUGGACUGGUUAAGCACUUAUUUAAGAAAAAGCUCUUCAAAAAUAAUGAUGUUCGCUGUGGCCAUUGGGAUGACUUUGAGCUGACACAGGAGCAAAAGCACUAUGCUGCAACAGACGCCUAUGCUGGUUUGAUAAUUCAUCAGAAGCUAGAGAAAAUGGUGAACUCUGGUACAUUGAAGGCUCCAGCUUGCUUGAGGCAGGAACUCAUUCGAAUUAGCAGAGAACUAGUAGAACUUGCUGGUUGCAUUCCUGAUGGACUCAACUCCAUAAGCAGAACUCAAAGGCUAGUAGAAGACAUAUCUAACAAUGUUGCAUGUCUACGAGACCUUCUGAAAUGCACGACAGACAUGGCAGAGGUUACAGUAGAAGAAUGCUCCUCAAAUGGCAGUAAGGAUCGAACCGUUUACAUCCAGAAUGCUAAGACCAAUGCAAUGGACUAUGAAGCUGAUCAGAAGAAUAGAAAUAGUAAUUUAUCUGGUGAGCAAACUGUGAAGCCAUUUGAGCAAGAUGGAAAACCCAGUGCUGAGAUGGUUCAGAGAGAAUGUGUCAUGUCGUUGGAUAUUUCUGAGUAUGAACUUCAGAUGUUGGAGAUGAUGGCCAAACAGGAAGAACAGGAAGAACAAUCAAUUUUGGCCUUCAAGGAGAAGGCAUCCAUGGAGAACUCGGUGGACCUCUCCUAUGAAGCUGAAAGUGAUAAUGAGCUUGAUAAUGAAAUGAUUCAGUGUGCUGAAAAACUGGAGAAAUUGGAUAAAAGUGCCGACUUGCAGCCUAAUGAAACCCAGUCCAUUGCUGAGGAUGAAGAUGAGGAUGUUGAGGAGGAUGAGGAAGAAGGCUUUGAUCCAAAUCUUCCACAGCCAGCUCCUGAAAUGAUUAAAUGUCUGAAAAUGUAUUUUGGACAUCAAAAUUUCAAACCGGUACAAUGGAAAGUGAUUCAAUCCAUUUUUGACCAUAGGAGGGAUAACCUUGUUGUCAUGGCAACUGGUUAUGGAAAGAGCUUGUGCUUCCAGUUCCCUCCAGUCUACUGUAAAAACAUAAGCAUAGUUAUAUCCCCUCUGAUUGCUCUGAUGGAGGACCAGGUGAUGCAGCUCCGAAUGUCCAAUAUACCCGCUUGUUUCCUUGGAUCGGCCCAGACCCAAAAUGUCUUUGCGGACUUAAGAAAGGGGUGUUUUAGAGUUGUAUACAUGACACCAGAGUUCUGCUCAGGAAAUAUACCUUUGCUUCAUGAACUGAAUGACUCAACUGGUAUCGUGCUGAUCGCAGUGGAUGAGGCGCACUGUAUUUCACACUGGGGGCAUAACUUCAGAGGUGUUUACCGAGACCUUGGCAAACUGAAGAGAAGUCUCCCAGAUGUUCCUAUUGUGGCUCUCACAGCCACUGCCAGCUCCUCUAUUCGGCAGGACAUAGUGAAGAGCCUCCACUUAAAGAACCCUUUGGUCACCUGCACCUCUUUUGACCGGCCCAACCUCUAUCUGGAUGUAACGCGAAAGACUGGCGACAUCAUCCAAGACCUUAAGCCCUUACUGGUAAAACAGACCUGGGGUGAUUAUAAAUUUGAGGGGGCGGCCAUUGUGUACUGCCCAUCUAAGAAGGAGACAGAGAGAGUGGCAGCUGCGCUGGCUAAGCUGGGCAUUCGAUGUGGGGUGUACCAUGCAGGCCUCAGCAUCCAGAAGAGAAAGGACACCCAGUACCAGUUCAUGAGAGAUGAGAUCCAGUGUGUGGUGGCUACUAUAGCCUUUGGCAUGGGAAUUAAUAAGCCUGAUAUUAGAAAGGUCAUCCAUUAUGGAGCUCCUAAAGAGAUGGAGUCCUACUAUCAAGAGAUGGGACGGGCAGGCAGAGACGGAAUGCCCAGUGCCUGUCAUGUCUUAUGGCUGCCUGGGGACAUGUGCCUCAACAGGUUCCUUCUCAUCCAGACGGUGAGCAAUAAAUUUAGGGGCUACCAAAUGGAAAUGAUGGCCAAGAUGGAGAAAUAUUUGAAAUCCACCAAGUGUAGAAGGAAGUUAAUUUUGUCACAUUUUGAAGACAAGCAACUUAGGAAAAUCACUUCAGGUAUAAUGGGAACCAGCAAGUGUUGUGACAACUGCAAAUCUGGGAGCAGUUUGGGCCCCAUCGGAGGGCAUCUGGAGCCAACCAUGCAGGACUUUGGGCCACAUGCCUUCCAGCUGAUGGGGGCAGUGAGCGCCAUGGGGGAGAGGUUUGGUAUCACUGCUCCAAUUCUCCUGCUGCGUGGCUCAAACUCUCAGAAGGUUCCUGAUCGCUUUCGUCAGCAAUCUUUGUUUGGCGCAGGGAGGGGGAUAUCAGAAGCCUGGUGGAGGGCUCUCAGUCGGGAGCUCAUUUUUGAGAAGUACCUGAUGGAGAGCACUGGCUGCAAUAAGUUCACCACCCUCUGCAAACUAACUCCCAAGGGCAGAUCAUGGCUAAGUAACAGCCAGGAUGAAAAACACAGAACCCUCUUUCUUCAUCCCAACAUAGAUCUGUGUCCAAGAAGUGUGUCAAGGGGAAACCAGGACUUGGGGCCCUGUAAGGCUGGUGUUCGAGACUGCUGUCUGCCAGCUCCUACUCAGAGUGCAAAUCUCAGCUCUCCGAUAGGUGUCGCAUCAUAUUUCAGGUUAGAACCUGGGCCAUCCCAUACCUCUUCAGCCAAGUCUCAGCCACCAGCUGUCUCAGAUAGAGAGAAACACUUGCAGACUGAGCUGUAUGGCAAAUUGGUAGUUGAGAGGCAGAAGUUAGCCAGCAUAAAAGAUGUUCCUCCAGCCAUUUUGGCCACCAACAAAAUCCUCUUGGAUAUGGCCAAAUUAAGGCCCUGUACGGUUGCCAGGCUGAAGAUGGUGGAUGGCGUGUCGGAGGCGAAGGCGGCCAUGCUGUCCCCUCUGCUCCAGAUGGUGGCUGAGUUCUGCCAGGCCCAUAACCUACAGGAGGUUGCAGCUGAACUCAGCUCUGCCACUCCCUGUCCUGGGCAGACGUGUGGGACGCAGGCAGCAAUUGCUUUUGCUCUGCCCCUCACAUACAACGUGGCUGUGUCCUACAGACUUUUCCAGACUGAAGGCAAAAGCUUGUGGCAGGUGGCCGAUGCUCGUAGCCUUCCUGUAGCCGUGGUGGAGUCCCAUUUGCUACAGGCUCAGAGAGCAAACCAUCCAUUACACACAGAGCGAGCUGGCCUGUCCCCGUCCAUAUACAACACCAUCACGCGCAUCAUCUCCUCUCCUCCCCUCAGCUCAAAUCUCAGUGACUUUAGGAGCAUUCGAGCUUUGGUCCCGGAGGACAUCAGCACUUUCCUCAUCCGGCUGUGCGUUGCUAAGCUCCUGGCAGAGGGCGUUCCUCCCAGAAGGCUGCCUGCCAGCACCCCUUCAGAGGACCACCACCUCAGCUGGAUAGAGCCUCAGGAAAAGCCUGUUCAGGUGGCCAGUGCCAGUACCGAUGCCCCUGUCAGGCCCAGCCUCUUGGCAGGAGAGGAAGAGCCGGAGCAGGGUAGUCUAGAGAGGGAAGAUGAGCUCUUCAGUGAAGUGCCCAUGCCUGAGGAUUCGGCUUUGCCCAGCAGCAGUGGCCAGGCCUGCCCUGCUGAGAGGCCAUCGGGAACAAGGCCUCACAUGGCUGCCAUGGAGCUGGCCUCCUGGAACCAGCAGAACGUUGACCAUGACAAACAGGAUCUGUUCAGCGAUUCUUCAGUGAAGACCGCAAACCAGCCGCCGAAGAGGAAGUUACCUGACUGGGCAGGAUCACAGGAUGACUCCUUUCAUACUGCUGCACCAAAGAUCACCAAAAAAAAGAAAGGACUUUUCCUGUGACAUUUAAUGGCCCCACAAAUUGUACAUAGGUUUAUUCACAUAACAUUUGAAAACUACUCCAAAUUAAUGCAGAUUAAAUGCAUUAAAUGCAGAUUUGUGAUAUUUUGUUAAAUAAAAUAAUUAUUUCUUCUAUA
This is a messenger RNA of Electrophorus electricus (electric eel), 4597 nucleotides long. RefSeq names its product WRN RecQ like helicase (gene wrn). NCBI's taxonomy places the organism in Eukaryota, Metazoa, Chordata, Actinopteri, Gymnotiformes, Gymnotidae. The record is from RefSeq and is a predicted model, not a curated record. Gene Ontology annotation, cellular component: nucleus; nucleoplasm; chromosome. Gene Ontology annotation, molecular function: 3'-5' DNA helicase activity; ATP binding; protein binding. Gene Ontology annotation, biological process: double-strand break repair via homologous recombination; DNA replication; telomere maintenance.